Messenger RNA from Dipodomys spectabilis (banner-tailed kangaroo rat), 793 nucleotides. Its product is annotated as keratin-associated protein 13-1-like. The record is from RefSeq and is a predicted model, not a curated record. Bases 1 to 600 code for a protein of 199 amino acids. NCBI's taxonomy places the organism in Eukaryota, Metazoa, Chordata, Mammalia, Rodentia, Heteromyidae. The transcript is spliced from 2 exons.
AUGUCCUACAGCCGCUGCUCUGGAAACUUCUCCUCCAGCUCCGUUCAGGGCUGCCUGUCACGGUCCAGGUCCUCCUGUGGCUCUGCCUUCCCCAGCAACCUGGUCUACAGCACUGACCUCUGCGCUCCGGGCUCCUGCCAGCUGGCCUCUUCUCUCCACGGUGGCUGUCAGGACACCUGUGGCGAACCCAUGCGCUGCCAGAGUUCCUGUGUGGUGUCCAGUCCCUGCCAGAGUUCCUGUGUGGAGUCCAGUCCCUGCCAGAGUUCCUGUGUGGAAUCCAAUCCCUGCCAGAGUUCCUGUGUGGAGUCCAGUCCCUGCCAGAGGACCUGCUACAGCCCCAGAGUGUCUACGUUCUGCAGUCCCUGCCUCACAACUUACUCUGGAUCUCUGGGCUUUGGGUCCAAUGCUUGCCACCCGCUAGGGUAUGGAUCUAGAAGCUCCUGCUCACUGGGGUAUGGAGGCUUCGGAUCCCUGGGUUAUGGAGUCUAUGGCUUCCCUUCCCUGAGUUAUGGGUCUAGAUUCUGUUACCCUACUGCUUUUCCUUCUAGAUCUUUCCAUUCUUCUUGUUUCCAGCCUUUCUAUAGAUCUGGUUUCUACUGAAUGAUCUGUGGAUUGGCUUAACAUAGUUAGAGAAACCAAGAUUCAACAGUAAGAUUACCUAUGAAUUGAGAAGUGUUCUAAUAUUCCUAUGAACCCUAUUUCCUUUCUGUCUUUCAAAUUUGAUAAUUCAAAUUACAAAAUUAAGUAACUGUAAAUUGUCUUGCUGACAUAAAAGAUACUUUUGGCAUUUCUU